Cyanistes caeruleus (blue tit) is the source of this 1464-nucleotide messenger RNA. NCBI's taxonomy places the organism in Eukaryota, Metazoa, Chordata, Aves, Passeriformes, Paridae. The record is from RefSeq and is a predicted model, not a curated record.
GAGGGGGUUAACGCGUGUCUCUUAAUUGCUCCUUUCUUCCCCCCUGCAGUUUUCUGCACUUGGCCAUUAUUCACGAGGAAAAAUCCCUGAGCCUGGAGAUGAUCCAGCAGGCAGCCGGUGACCGGGCUUUCCUGAACUUCCAGAACAACCUCAGCCAGACUCCUCUUCACCUGGCAGUGAUAACUGAUCAGCCUGAAAUUGCUGAGCAUCUUCUGAAGGCUGGAUGUGACCUGGAAAUCAGGGACUUCCGAGGAAACACCCCCCUGCACAUUGCCUGUCAGCAGGGCUCCCUCAGGAGCGUCAGCGUGCUCACACAGUACUGCCAGCCGCACCACCUCCUCACUGUCCUGCAGGCAGCCAACUACAACGGACAUACAUGUCUUCAUUUAGCAUCUAUUCAAGGAUACCUGGCUAUUGUCGAGUACCUGCUGUCCUUGGGAGCAGAUGUAAAUGCACAGGAGCCAUGCAAUGGCAGAACAGCACUGCAUUUAGCAGUUGAUCUGCAGAAUUCAGACCUAGUCUCACUUUUGGUGAAACAUGGGGCAGACGUGAACAAAGUGACCUACCAGGGCUAUUCCCCCUAUCAACUCACCUGGGGAAGAGACAACUCAAGCAUACAGGAACAGCUGAAGCAGUUGACCACAGCUGACCUGCAGAUGUUGCCAGAAAGUGAGGAUGAAGAGAGCAGUGAAUCGGAGCCUGAGUUCACAGAGGAUGAACUUAUAUAUGAUGACUGCCUUAUUGGAGGACGACAGCUGUCAUUUUAAAGCACAGCUUUCCCUGAAAAGAUGUGACUGUAUACGUAUGUAUAGAAAAAGGACUGACUUUCUUCAUCUAAAAAGAAAGUCACAACGUGGAGAGAAAAAAGAGGAGGGAAAUACUGAACUGCCCAGCAAGGAGAAGGAGCACAUAAUUGUAACAGGACAGUUCCAGGAUCUCCCUUGUGUUUAAAUACAGGAGUGGGAUGUGUAACAUCAGUACAGAUCUGUGAUUAUUCACACCACCUGAUAAAGAGCCACAUAGCCAGUCUUCUCAGCCCUGCAAAGGUAACAGCACAUCCAACCUGCCUGUUACAGAGAGCUUUCUUGUGGCAUCAAGUACUACAGGGAGCAAGUGUCCUUUUGCGGCAAGGUGGACUGAUGCCAACAGCCCUUCUAAGAGACUCUACGUUCAUUUGUGCUGGGCUGGUGGCGGUUCCUGUCCUUUCUGACUGACCUCAGCUGCUCUCAGUGGGGUAGUAUCCCAUGUGGAGGAGUCAGACCAAGGGACUGGUGCCCUCUUGGCUCUUAGGCAAAAGUAGCAAUAAUGUUAACUGUGGGCAUUGGAAAAGUGUGUUUCACACUGUGUGUGUCAUAAUUGCUACACUUUUUAGCAACUGUAUAUUGUGUAAAUACUGUAUAUUUUUUGUUUAUAAUUAUUUUGGUACAUGUAAGAUAUGUAUUUAUUAAAAAAAGUCAGAUUACC